UGCCGUGUCACCCUGUGGGACAGCACGGGCAGGGCAGGGGCAGGACUGCACUGGAGGAGCGGAGGCCGGCGCGUCCCAGGGCUGAACCGGGGGCAGGAGGGAGAAGCAGACACUGAUCCCAGGGGUGCGUGUGGUCAGGUGACCCGUUACCGGGCAGAUUGCCCUGAGGGACCGGGAUGGAACUUGUAGGGAGCAAGGCACCCCAACCCCUCUUUGGCAUCACACCUCUGACUCCUCUCAUGGAUGGGGUCUUGGGACACUUUGGAAUACUGGCCCUGGCGCCGUCGGGUCAUAUGUAUUGGGAGGGGUCCCAGGAAACAGAACCGCAACCCUGGUGGGAUAAACAGGGCGGGGCAGGGGCGUGGGCAGGGAGGUGUCUGUGAUCCUUGCCAUCGCCUGGGUCCUGAGACGGGGAGGUGAGAUGUCUGCUAAGGAUGCGGUCUUCCUUCUGUGCUAACACUGUAAACGGAGAAAGACCCCGCCAUCUGCCCACGCGGUCGCCCCAGCAGACAAAACGGCCACUGCACCUGAGCCGAUGCACCGGGGCCCUGUUUCCAGGCCAGCCCUGCCCUGCCGUCGGCCCCUGUGAUACGUCUUUUCUGCUUCUCCAGCCGGAGUCUGGGGAGCCCUCAGUGACUGUGGAUUCCGCAGACGCCUCUGCAGCCCUGUCCCCCCCCAGCUGAGGCAGCACUGCCACCGGCUCAGGCCCAAGGACGGAGCCCCUGGACUGCCAGGUUCCCUAUCCGGGAGGAGGAGAAAGAGGAGAAAUCCGUCUGCUGGGGCCUGAGCGUGGCCUGGGGGACCGACCAUCGUCCCAGGAUGCCCCUGCCCGAGCCCAGCGAGCAGGAGGGUGAGAGUGUGAAAGCUGGCCAGGAGCCGUCCCCCGAGUCCUCUGAGCCAGGGACCGAUGUCGUACCCGCGGCCCCCAGGAAGCCCAGGAAGUUCUCCAAACUGGUCCUGCUGACAGCCUCUAAGGACAGUGCCAAGGUGGCAGGGGCCAAGCGCAAAGGAGUCCACUGCAUCAUGUCCCUGGGGGUGCCAGGCCCCGCCACCCUCGCUAAAGCCCUCCUCAAGAUCCAUCCUGAGGCUCAGAGGGCCAUUGAGGCGCCCCCCCAGGAGCCUGAGCAGAAACGCAGCAAGCUGGACACAGAUGGAAAAGAAGCUGGAAGGUUGGCAGGGCAACCUGCCCCCAGCACGGAGGUGGUCGGGGAGGAGUCCACCGCAGACGCCAUCGUGCCCGGCAUGGUCCUGUAACGCUGACAAGCGCGGGUGCGCCCUUACUGGGUCAGUGAACUUGGCUGUGACCUCUGCCUGGGACCCAGUUGCCAACUGAUUUUCAUUCUCAAACACCAUGUAAUUUUUUUCAAAUCAAGCAUACAUUACUUUUGUAAGCAGAAAGAAACCCAAAAAGAAUAAAAGAAGCUAUAAGCCAGGUCCCAUUAUGGACAGGUUUUAAAACCUUCCAUGAUUUCGGGUCCUUUGAAACCCAACUGGGACCCCACCAGCCCUCACCUGGUCCUUCCCCAGGGGCUGCCUGGCCUGGGCAGUCUCCCAGACCCCCUGGCCCCUCAGCCUGGGGAACCACCAAUGACUAGGUGGGGUCUUUGAGCGUUCUCCUUCCUGCUGCUCUUGGCCUGAAAGGGAGCAGUGGGACUCCCUGCUCUGAGCCCCGGGGAAGCCCAUCCAGCCCCUUCCUGACCGUCCCUCUAGGACUUGUUCCCAGAAGGCCUCAGCCCGCUCCUCCUGGACCAUCAGGAGGCUAGCCUCUUCCAGGGAGCCACACGGACUGACAGCUUUCCUCCACCCCGCAUGGGAGACCUGUGUUCAUGGCUACCCAGGGUUCUGCUGAGGAAGGGGUGGGCCUGCGGGAUGGUGGUGGUGGGGGGACCCCGACAGAAGUGUAUGACGGCCCCAUUGUAUUCCUUCUGGGUGUUUCGGAGCUCAGAUUCCUGGGGACCUCAGCCCCUCCCCCGGCACCUUGGGUGCCGCAACCCCCCCGGAGGAGGAAGUGAAGGAACGCACGGGUACCCCCCUGCAAGCGGAAGUCAGGGUUCCCCAGAGGCCCCCCCCGACAGGAAAGGCUUCGGCCUCGCGUUGCUUCCCCACACGUGGUCCUCAUUUUUUUGAAAACUGCCAUUGGGCAAAGGACACAGAUCAUUUCUAAAGAGUUGAGUCUAGAGGCCUUAUGUUUUUAAACCUCAUUUUCCCAAACGUAACCUGGGUCUGCAGACCCCUCCAAGGAAAAGUGAGUUACUCUGCGAGUCCCCUUGCACAGCUCCAUUUCGCUCCCUUCCUUUUACAGCUGGUUGUUUGUAACAUUCAUGUUCUGGAAGCGUCGUUUUUAAAGUUCCUUUGUCUUGGCUCUGUGUCUAAAUAGAUCUCCGUUCCUCA
Messenger RNA from Lynx canadensis (Canada lynx), 2391 nucleotides. RefSeq names its product FLYWCH family member 2 (gene FLYWCH2). Lineage: Eukaryota; Metazoa; Chordata; Mammalia; Carnivora; Felidae. The record is from RefSeq and is a predicted model, not a curated record. The transcript is spliced from 3 exons. The coding region runs from base 820 to 1254 and encodes 144 amino acids.